Molecule: messenger RNA, 1950 nt
Organism: Lodderomyces oxycetoniae
Lineage: Eukaryota; Fungi; Ascomycota; Pichiomycetes; Serinales; Debaryomycetaceae
Product: biotin--[acetyl-CoA-carboxylase] ligase
Exons: 1
Coding region: 1-1950 (649 amino acids)
Biological process (GO): protein modification process
Cellular component (GO): cytoplasm
Molecular function (GO): biotin--[biotin carboxyl-carrier protein] ligase activity
Source: RefSeq, a predicted model, not a curated record
AUGCCCGUAACAGACUCGGUCCUUCUCACUGAACCAUGGAUGAGGAAAACAUCGAUGUUAGUGAUUCCCGGUGGUGCUGAUCUUUCGUAUUGUAAAGUUUUAAACGGCAAGGGCAAUAAACGAAUUGUGGACUUUGUCAAAGGCGGUGGUAAAUUUAUAGGCUUUUGUGCUGGUGCGUACUAUGCAUCGUCAAGGUGUGAAUUUGACAUUGGAGGACCAUUAGAAGUUUCUGGGUCUCGAGAGCUUCAUUUUUAUCCAGGCAUAUCGCGCGGUUGCGCAUUCAAGGGUUUUGCUUAUGAACUGCAAUCGGGAGCAAGGGCUGCUAAUUUGCUGGUGGAUACAAAAUUAUUGCCAGGUUUACCACAGAAUGUCAUAAACUAUUACAAUGGCGGAGGUAUUUUCGUAGAAGCAUCAAAGUAUAAAGAUGUUGAAAUUCUCGCUCGGUAUGAUGAUGCUACAGAUAUCGAAGAUAAUAAAGACAAAGCAGCAAUAAUUUAUAGGAAAUUGGGGAAAGGUGAUGUUUUAUUGGCGCAAACGCAUCCGGAAUAUUCACCUAAAUUGUUUAAAACUGUCGAUGCUAAGUUUAAACCUGUUGUGACGAAAUUAUUAGAAGGCGACUAUACUAGGAAGUUAUUGGUGAGAGACUUGCUAAAAAAAGUUGGGCUCCGUGUGCGUGAAAGUGUUGACGAAGAGGUACCGCUGGUGACACCAAUGUAUAUAGCGUCUCUGCAACCUUCUCGGGUCAAUGAUAUGUUGAGCAAGCUAAUGAAUAAUUUGAAAAUCGAAAAUGGUUUUUUUGAAGACAGAAACGAUGUUUUUACCUUUCAAGAUAUAUCGUCCACUAAGCAUGAUUAUAAGCAUCCUGACUUUAAUGAGGAGGAUAAUCCAACAAAAACUAUAAAGCAUCUCAAUUUUGUAACAGGUGAAGAGUUUCCAUCCAUUAAGACAACUCCCUAUUUCAACAUGCAAAAGUAUUUUGAUGCCUUGAAAGCGCUUCGCAAAGGGGCAGGGUUGGAGUCGGGGUCGGGGUCGGGAUCGGGUUGUGAGUUGGGUGGUAUACUUGGUUAUUCGGAAGUUAUAACAUCCACCAACACGAUAAUGGAUAAGAAUCCGCAAUUGUUGGAGCAACUUCCACAUGGGUUUACAUUAACGGCAUCGACACAAAUAGCAGGGAGGGGAAGGGGUGGAAACGUUUGGGUAAACCCGAGAGGUGUUUUGGCUACGUCGGUUCUAUUUCGUAUACCACCGUCGCCAGUAGCGUCAUCAUCAAUUGUUACUUUGCAAUACUUGUGUGGAUUAGCUUUGAUAGAGGCUAUCUUGGGCUAUGGAAGCAUUAGUUCGUCUAGGGGUGUUGGGUAUGAGGAUAUGCCUUUACGAUUGAAAUGGCCAAACGAUAUAUACAUAUUGAAGCCAGAGUAUUUUGUCACUGUUGAACAAGAAAUUGGAUCAAUGGUUGAUGGCAAUGACGAAAAAUAUGUCAAAGUUUCUGGGGCAUUAAUCAACUCACAGUUUUUCAAUGGACAGUACAAUUUGGUUUGGGGAGGUGGUGUCAAUGUAUCGAAUCCUUCGCCUACAACAUCUUUGAACUUGGUCUUGAAUAGACUCAACUAUAUUAGAAAGUCCAAAGGACUUGAGACGUUGCCGCCAUAUGAACCGGAGUUGUUACUAGCAAAGUUACUUUUUAUUAUGGACCAAUUCUACAAGGUUUUUAGCAAAUCAGGAUUGAAACCAUUCUUGCCCUUGUAUUACAGAAGAUGGUUACAUUCCGGGCAAAAAGUUGAUGUAGAAGGAACAAAUGGCGAUAGGAAAACAUGUAUCAUAAAGGGAAUUACACCAGAUUAUGGGAUGUUGAUUGCGGAGGAUAUUCAAAGUCACAAAGUUUUGCAUUUGCAGCCAGAUGGUAACUCUUUUGAUAUAUUCAAGGGACUUGUGUAUAAGAAGGGUACUUGA